GCGAGAGAGCGCAAGGGGGCGUGGGCCCUCUCCCCGAGAGCCAUGACAUCAGGAAACAGCAGGAGUCUUUCUCAGUCGGGGUUGUCAGCUAAAGACGUCGGCCAGCAGAACCCGUUAAAGACACAGAUUCAACUUGGGGACUUAAGCGGACAAAGUAUUCUAAAAAUGGCUCAGAACUGUCUGAAAUGCUUAAAGUACGUCAUGUGCGCAUUCAACUUCCUCUUCUUCAUUUCGGGAGCCAUCAUGCUUGGCUUCGGGGUGUACCUGACCUGCUAUCAGACGAACUCGCUGCUCGACUCCAUGCAGUUUUUGACGGCGGCCAACCUGCUGCUCGUGUCCGGCAUCAUCGUCACCUGCGUCUCCUUCCUGGGCUUCAUCGGCGCGCUGAAAGAGAACCGUUGCUUCCUGCUCACCUUCUUCAUUCUGCUGUUGAUCCUGAUGCUGGUGGAGUUGACCGUCGCCUGCCUCCUAUUGACCUACGGGUCUGAGAUCGACACUUUGCUGGAGAAAGAGCUGAACACGGGAUUACAGAAUGAAAAAAAAAUGAAUUCGACAAAGACAGAUCUGAAAAGCGACUGGAAUCUGGUUCAGAAAACGUUCCGCUGCUGUGGAGUCAAUAAUUCGUCGGACUGGGGCGUGCAAGUGCCUCAAUCCUGCUGCAAGAAUGAUCCAUGUCUGCCCUCACCUAAAGACCCAUUCUACGAACAGGGCUGUCUGAGAGCACUGCAGACAUGGUUUGAGAAUAACUUCCUCAUAACUGGGAUCGCCGUUAUUGUCCUCUGCGUCGUAGAGGUACUGGGAAUGUGCAUCGCCAUGACGUUGUUCUGUCACAUCAGCAGCUCUGGGCUCAGCUACAAGCUCUAGAUUCCUACCCUCACUCAACCCUUACUGUGGCAUCCGUGCUUUUGUACAGUCCUGUCUUCUCAAACCACCAUAUUUUAAUUUCUUCAUUGUUUUUCUUUCAUAAAAAUCUUUAUUGUAAAUGAACCAAAGAAAAUGUAUUUAUGUUGGAAACAAUACCAAAAGUAUGCAACAUGUCUCAAAUGAUCCUCUUACAAAAAUCAAAGAGCCAAAUAAAUAUCAGAUAUAAUUAAUCAAAA
Messenger RNA from Gadus macrocephalus (Pacific cod), 1100 nucleotides. RefSeq names its product leukocyte surface antigen CD53-like. The transcript has 8 exons. The record is from RefSeq and is a predicted model, not a curated record. Lineage: Eukaryota; Metazoa; Chordata; Actinopteri; Gadiformes; Gadidae. Bases 43 to 864 code for a protein of 273 amino acids. Gene Ontology annotation, cellular component: membrane.